Molecule: messenger RNA, 1005 nt
Organism: Symbiodinium pilosum
Lineage: Eukaryota; Dinophyceae; Suessiales; Symbiodiniaceae
Source: the annotation of a GenBank genome assembly
AUGGUCGCCGAGCGGCUGCCCUUGCCAGGGCGAGAGCCGUUCUUGCAAACCCGCGCUCGAACUGCUCCUGCUUUGCUGACCGCAAUCGAGGCGGGACGUGGACUGCGCGAAGUUGCCCAAGUUGUGGUCACCACCAUCUUGGCACUGCUGGUCCUCCUGGGCAUAGUGGCAGCAUGGACACACAGGCAGAGGCUUGGAGGGGCCACGAAAGACCUUUGUCAAAGUCUCUUUGACAUGCAGCCUGUUGAGGCAGGCUUGCUGCUCUUUGCUGCCACGGUCAUAGCCAAUGUUUUCUGCUUGCCAUCAUUUGGAUUGUGGAUCGGAGCAGGCGUUGUUUUUGCACACAUCUUCGAUGGCAAGGUUCUGCAAGGAGCUGCUGCAGGCACUGCUGCAGUCUUCAGCGGUGUAUCCGUUGGUGGACUAAUGGCAUUUGCUAUCGGCCGCACCCUGUUCCGGUCGUGCCUGGCAAGGAGGCUGCAUCGCUUAGAAUGGGUCGAGGUGCUAGAUGAAAUCGUCGAGCAGGAAGGCUGGAAGUUCGUGCUCGUGGCAAGAAUGAGCCCCUUCUUGCCCUUGGAGGCACUUAACUACGCAUGUUCGCUGACUUCGCUCAGUGCCACGGGAUUUGCACUGGGAAGUCUGGGUUCUCUGCCCAUCACCGCCUUCUGGGUAUGGACGGCUGCUUCUGCAGAAUCACUGCGGAUGUCUUCGGAGACAGACAGCAGCGUGACUCCCCGGAAGGUUUACUCGCGCUCUGACUUGGCGGUCAUGAUUGGCCUAACAGUCAUCAUGCUAUGUGUUCUGACGGGCCUGGUUUGGUCAUCGAAAAGAAGGUACCAGGAAAUGCUUGAGCGUCGAAUACCUGCUGUGGCCCUCCGUCGAGUAGCGCGAUCUCAGGACCUUGUGAAUGUGGUCAUCUGCAGUUCUGACUUUCCACAUGGUGCCAGGACCAAAUCACAGCAUCACUGUCGCCCGCAGAACUGGCAUCACUGUCGCCCGCAGAACUAG